AGACGAGGCAGUGCGCCUGCGCAAGAGGGUCUGGCGGCGGCUGCCUGCGCUUGUGCAUCCAGGUUCGGCGGCGGCCUGCGCCUGCGCGGCGCGGCGCUGCGGAGACCGUUGGCUCAUUUGCAUGUCCCCGCCUCGCGCGGUGGCGGCGGCGGGUCAGAGAAACAUGGCAGCAAGGAGAAUUGCACAGGAGACUUUUGAUGCUGUAUUGCAGGAAAAGGCUAACCGAUAUCAUAUGGACCCCAGUGGUGAGGCUGUAGGCGAAGCUCUUCAGUUUAAAGCUCAAGAUCUAUUAAUGCCAACCUUGCUGGGCCAAGGCCCUGCUUGGACUCUUGGGGCUCCCCAUUUUGGGUUUACAUCCUCAGACAAGUGCAGGAGCAGCCAGAUAACUGAUCUUCUAAGGACAGUCCCAAGAGCCAGAGCAGAUAUGUAUGAUGACAUUCACAGUGACAGCAGAUACACUCUGGGCGGAUCUGUAGCUCAUCCUCGAGACACUGGGAGAGAAGCCCUGAGAGGUGAUAUAUUUCCAGGACCUUCCUUCAGAUCAAGCAACCCUUCUGUAAGUGACGACAGCUACUUUCGCAAAGAAUGUAAUCGGGAUCUGGAAUUUUCCCACCCUGACUCCCGAGACCAGGUCUUUGGCCACCGGAAAUUGGGACAUUUCCGUUCUCAGGACUGGAAAUUUCCACUCCGUGGCUCUUGGGAACAAGACUUUGGCCACUCAGUUUCUCAAGAAUCCUCUUGGUCACAGGAGUAUAGUUUUGGUCCUUCUGCAUUACUGGGGGACUUUGGCUCCUCCAGGCUGAUUGAGAAAGAGUGUUUGGAGAAAGAGAGUCGGGAUUACGACGUGGACCAUCCAGGGGAGGGAGAUUCUGUGCUCAGGGGCAGCAGCCAAGUCCAGGGCAGAGGCCGAGGUCUAAACGUCAUUGACCAGGAGGGUGCCCUCCUAGGAAAGGGGGAGACUCAAGGCCUGCUCACGCCUAAAGGAGGGGUCGGGAAGCUUGUCACACUGAGAAACGUGAGCACGAAAAAGGUACCCACUAUAAGUCGUAUCACUCCCAAAACUCAGGGCACUAACCAAAUCCAGAAAACUACCCCAAGUCCUGAUGUGACCCUGGGGACAAACCCAGGGACGGAAGACGUCCAAUUCCCCACUCAGAAAAUCCCUUUGGGGCUUAAUCUGAAGGAUAUUCGGCUCCCGAGAAGAAAGAUGAGCUUCGAGCUCAUAGAUAAAUCUGAUGUUUUUUCAAGGUUCGGGAUAGAAAUAAUCAAAUGGGCGGGAUUCCACACCAUAAAAGAUGAUGUUAAAUUUUCCCAGCUUUUCCAGAGUCUUUUUGAACUUGAAACCGAGACCUGUGCUAAAAUGCUUGCCUCAUUCAAAUGCUCCUUAAAACCAGAGCACAGAGAUUUUUGCUUUUUUACUAUCAAAUUUUUAAAGCACUCUGCUUUGAAAACACCCAGAGUUGAUAACGAGUUUUUAAACAUGCUUUUAGACAAAGGUGCUGUGAAGACCAAAAAUUGCUUUUUCGAAAUCAUAAAGCCCUUUGAUAAAUACAUAAUGAGGCUACAAGACCGGCUGCUGAAGAGUGUCACACCCCUGCUCAUGGCCUGCAAUGCCUACGAGCUGAGUGUCAAAAUGAAGACCCUCAGUAACCCCUUGGACUUGGCUAUUGCCCUGGAGACCACCAAUUCUCUCUGCCGGAAGUCUUUAGCUCUUUUGGGACAGACAUUCUCCUUGGCCUCUUCUUUCCGGCAAGAGAAAAUCUUGGAAGCCGUCGGCCUCCAAGAUAUAGCUCCCUCUCCCGCUGCAUUUCCAAACUUCGAGGACUCUACUCUGUUCGGGAGAGAGUACAUUGAUCACCUGAAGGCCUGGCUGGUCAGCAGUGGGUGUCCACUCCAGGUCAAGAAAGCCGAACCCGAGCCAAGUCGAGAUGAGGAGAAGACUGUUCCUGCUACCAAACCUGAAAUUCAGGCCAAAGCUCUGAGUGGUCUGAGUGAUGAGGUCCCCCAGCGAGCAGAUCACAAGGUGGUGGACACCAUUGACCAGCUGGUCACACGUGUCGUUGAAGGCAGCCUGUCUCCCAAAGAGAGAGCUCUUCUCAAGGAGGACCCUGCUUACUGGUUUUUGUCUGAUGACAGUAGUCUGGAGUAUAAAUAUUAUAAGCUGAAGCUGGCAGAAAUGCAGCGGAUGAGCCAGACCUUACCAGGAGCGGAUCAGAAGCCGAUGGCGGCCGAGUGUGCAGUCCGGGCCAUGCUCUAUGCCCGGGCAGUCCGGAGCCUCAAGAAGAGGCUCCUACCAGGGCGGCGGCGGGGGCUGCUUCGAGCUCAAGGACUCCGGGGCUGGAAAGUGAGGAGAGCAACCACCGGGACCCAGACCCUCCUCUCCUCAGGCACCAGGCUGAAACACCAUGGCCGGCAGGCUCCAGGCUCCUUGCAGGGAAAGCCGCCCCAACCAGACGGAAAUGAUGCUGCCAAGGACUGCCCACCAGACCCAGCCGGACCCUCUCUUCGGGACCCCAGCCCAGAAGUCUCAGGCCCAUCCCCCAAGCCAGCAGGAGUGAAUGUCUCCGAAGCCCCUCAGACCUCUUCUCCCUGCCCGUCUACUGAUGUUGAUAUGAAGACAAUGGAGACUGCAGAGAAACUGGCCAAAUUCGUUGCUCAGGUGGGACCAGAGAUUGAACAAUUCAGCAUAGAAAACAGCAUUGACAACCCCGACCUUUGGUUUCUACAUGACCAAAACAGUUCAGCUUUCAAAUUCUAUCGAAAGAAAGUAUUUGAACUGUGCCCAUCGAUUUGCUUUACGUCAUCUCCACUGAACCUCCACGCCAGCGAGAGUGCUGAUUCUCAGGAGAGCCCCCUGGAGCCCAUGGAAGGGGAAGGAGAGUUUGAGGAUGAGCCCUCUCAGCACGAGGCUGAGCUGGAGAGCCCAGAGGUGAUGCCUGAGGAGGACGAGGACGAGGAGGAGGACGAAGAGGAGGAGGAGGAGGCCUCCACUCCUGGAGGGGCCUCCAGGCUGGCAGGAGGGUCCACCAAGUGUGAGGGCUCGGAGGGGAGCCCCCCUGCUGAUGGCCUCCUGAGUGAGGUGGCCGAGGACAGCCCGGCUGGUGCGCCUGCCCUGUCACAGUCCUCCUCAGGGACCUGCUUUCCCCGGAAGAGGGUCAGCAGCAAGUCGUUGAAGGUCGGCAUGAUCCCGGCUCCCAAGAGGCUGUGUCUCAUCCAGGAGCCCAAAGUUCACGAACCGGUUCGAAUUGCCUAUGACAGGCCUCGGGGUCGUCCCGUGUCCAAGAAGAAGAAACCCAAGGACUUUGAUUUCGCCCAGCAGAAACUGACCGACAAGAACCUGGGGUUCCAGAUGCUACAAAAGAUGGGCUGGAAGGAGGGCCAUGGCCUGGGCUCCUGUGGGAAGGGCAUCAGGGAGCCCGUCAGCGUGGGAACUGCCUCGGAAGGGGAGGGGUUGGGUGCCGACGGGCAGGAGCACAAAGAAGACACGUUUGAUGUGUUCCGUCAGAGGAUGAUGCAGAUGUACAGACACAAACGGGCCAACAAAUAGAAAUUCCUCUGUUUGGACUCGUGGGAGCGCCACCUCCCAGUUCCUGGAAUUCCCAGUCCAGGUGUGAGAUUUGAGGUUUCAGCUUCAAGAUUUCGGUGUCCACAUCUUGAUGACUUGAUUUUGCCCAGAGGCAGCUCAGAGCAAAGCAGAACUUGAGGGUUUGAAUCCUCAGUCCUUAUGUGUCCUCCCUGUGCUGUGUGACCUGGGGGAGUGAUCCACCUCUCUGAGCCUUAUUUUCCUCAUUUAUGAACUGGGAGAACGGUAGUAUUUAACGCCAGGCUUCUGAGAAUCAGCACCAGCAUGCUUCGUCGCUCACAAAUGUUCUCUGUACUGUUUCCAUUGUUCUGUGACCCUGAGCCUGUCACUGAGGCUUCCUGUCAGUCUGCUCCUCCUAAAAAUAAAGUCCUGGGAACUUCCCUGGUGGUGCAGUGGUUAAGAGUCUGCCUGCCAAUGUAGGGGACACAGGUUCGAUCCCUGGUCCGGGAAGAUCCCACAUGCCACGGAGCAACUAAGCCAGUUUGCCACAACUACUGAGCCUGCAUGCCACAACUACUGAAGCCCACGUACCUAGAGCCUGUGCUUUGCAACAAGAGAAGCCCCUGCUCGCCGCAACUAGAGAAAGCCCGUGUGCAGCAACAAAG
This is a messenger RNA of Hippopotamus amphibius kiboko, 4188 nucleotides long. It is a transcript of the gene SUGP2, whose product is annotated as SURP and G-patch domain containing 2. The transcript has 12 exons. Gene Ontology annotation, cellular component: nucleoplasm. NCBI's taxonomy places the organism in Eukaryota, Metazoa, Chordata, Mammalia, Artiodactyla, Hippopotamidae. Bases 122 to 3547 code for a protein of 1141 amino acids. Gene Ontology annotation, biological process: RNA processing. Gene Ontology annotation, molecular function: RNA binding. The record is from RefSeq and is a predicted model, not a curated record.